CCUAGGAUGUACUGGGUUGGGUCGGACCCUAUUAUUUUAGGGCUGGGUCGUAAACCCCUCCAAAAAAAUAAAAUAAAUAAAAAAUAAAUAAAUUAAAAAACCUUCUUUCUCUUUCCUCGAAAAAAAAAACAAAAAACUUCUCUGUUCUUCGUAGUCGGCGAAUUCAGAGACGUCAUCAGUGUGUAUUUUUCUGUUCAAUCUUUAGCUCGGGAAAUCAUUCAAUAUGGGACUGAAAAACAUCAGGUCGGAUGCUACGAAGAAAGCAGAUCGGAAAUUUGAGAAGAAACUUGAGUUUUAUUCGAAAGUCAGAGAGACAGUUGCUUCAUUGAGUGUUACGAAGGCGAUUACAAAGAAAAGCAAGAGUGCAAGAAAACGGGAAAAGAAAUUAAAAGCUUAUGACCUAUCCCUCCUCAAUGAAGUCUUACCUGAGGUGAAAGAAUCACAACAACCUGCUCCUCCACCUAAAAAAUUGAACUGCAAAUCCAGACAGAAACUAGUAUUGAAGGAGACAGAACGAAUGGAGGCUGUCUUAAAACAUCCUGCUUUCCAAUCCGAUCCAUUCGCUGCCAUACAUCGGUACCUGGUGAACACCCAACCAGCUCCUAAAGCUGAGCCUGUAAAGAAGAAGUCCAAAGACGAUGCAAAGAAGAAAAGGAAGAAGAUAUCAAAAUCUUCUUCAAAACCACAGUCCAUGGAGAUGUGAAUGGCAAAUUUGGGUGUAUUAGCAACAGCUUUAUCAUCGAUCCCUCUGAAGACAUAUCCAAGAGGUCAAGCUUUGCUGAUGUGGGGCUAUCAUCAUCCGAUGGAAAAAGAAUUUAGUCUGCUUGUUGGCUUGAUUAUCCAUCUUAUAUGGAAAUUUUUAAAAUUAUCAAUAGGUCAUGUAGUAGUUCUUAAAUGAAAGAAUCAUUGCAAACCCAACCACACCAACAGUCUUUUAUGGCUUUAGGUGAGUAGAUGUAGCAAUGUCUUAUCAAAUUCGAACUGCAGUUUUUGUAUGAUUGAAUUUUUUUUUUUUUUGUUAGACAUCUCAAUCGAUUAUAUAAGUUUUCUCUUGGCUCUAA
Chenopodium quinoa (quinoa) is the source of this 1061-nucleotide messenger RNA. RefSeq names its product putative ribosome biogenesis protein slx9-like. Gene Ontology annotation, cellular component: nucleolus; preribosome, small subunit precursor; 90S preribosome. Gene Ontology annotation, biological process: maturation of SSU-rRNA from tricistronic rRNA transcript (SSU-rRNA, 5.8S rRNA, LSU-rRNA). NCBI's taxonomy places the organism in Eukaryota, Viridiplantae, Streptophyta, Magnoliopsida, Caryophyllales, Amaranthaceae. The transcript is spliced from 5 exons. The record is from RefSeq and is a predicted model, not a curated record. Bases 224 to 703 code for a protein of 159 amino acids.